Phycomyces blakesleeanus NRRL 1555(-) is the source of this 783-nucleotide messenger RNA. RefSeq lists its product as hypothetical. The record is from RefSeq and is a predicted model, not a curated record. Gene Ontology annotation, cellular component: U4/U6 x U5 tri-snRNP complex; U5 snRNP; U2-type post-spliceosomal complex. Gene Ontology annotation, biological process: generation of catalytic spliceosome for second transesterification step; RNA splicing. The transcript is spliced from 5 exons. Lineage: Eukaryota; Fungi; Mucoromycota; Mucoromycetes; Mucorales; Phycomycetaceae. The annotation marks the transcript as partial.
ACCUUUAAUAUCUCUCGACAAGAAGUAGUCCGUCGUCUACGUGCCAAGGGUCAGCCUAUUCGACUGUUCGCAGAAACUGACAAACAAUGCAGAAUCCGUUUGCGUGCUCUGGAGCUUAUGGAGGAGCGAUCAGAGGAUCAAGGACAACGAAAUGACUUUAUGCGACAGUUGGGAGAGAUGGAAGAGGGCAUGAAGUUGGAUGUACUGAGACAAAAGGACGGUAUUGUAGAUGAUAAAAGUCUCAAGAAGCCCAAGAAGCCAGAUCUUGUGGUAGAACCAAUUACCCUAGGAUUACUUCAAGCAGAUCGUGAUAGACUUAAUAUGCAGAUUUAUGCUUAUUUGGCGUACACUCAACAAGAAUGGGCAGACUUUAUGGAGCAGCGACCAGAAGAAGAAAAGCGUAGUACCCAGGGCAAGAGAGCUGCUGUUCUUCAGAAACAAACAGCUGAAUAUAUCAAACCCCUUUUGAAACAAUUGAAAAAGAGAUCCCUGGAGCCUGACAUUUUGGCCCGUGUUGCAGAAAUUACCCACCACAUGCAGAAUCGUCGAUACCGUGAUGCGCAGGAUUCUUACCUCCAGUUGUCUAUCGGCAAUGCUCCAUGGCCUAUUGGUGUUACCAUGGUUGGUAUUCACGAACGUUCUGCUCGUGAAAAGAUUUUCUCCUCUCAGGUCGCCCAUGUGCUUAACGAUGAAACUUCCCGAAAGUGGAUUCAGUCUGUCAAGCGAUUGAUGACAUUUGCCCAGAGCAAAUACCCUCCCGACACCCUCAGCCAAAUUUCAUAA